AUGGUGGAAAAGGGUCCAUGGUCUUGCAAACCUGAAGAUCUGUUUUCUCCGUGUAAUUUCGACUCAGUUAAAGAACAGAAAAGGCCAGUGUUGCCAAGUAUGUCUGAACGUUGUUUUAAGAGCAGCAAUAUAGAUUCUAGCAGUGAUGGUGAUUCGGAUUAUCCGUUUUCCCACAAGGAGCGGCAUGCAAAUCUGAAGCAACCCUAUGGGACAACCUCUAGUGAGGUCACUUCCUGGAAUAGCAUUCACAAACAAAGACCAAACAUGGAUUCUGAUUCUUUAGAUUAUGUACAGAUGAAAACUCCUUCGAUGCACCCAGAUUGUAGCCAUACUUCAAAUUAUACACCCCUCCUUCCUGCCUCGUCUGGAUCAAGGUCUGAAUACGAUGAAUAUCCAUCAUAUGCAUUAAAUAUGGAGAAUUCUUAUGGUCAUAAUUUGGAGGCUACUUCCUGGAAAAUAAAUUAUAAGGAAGAAAAUCAAUAUCUUUAUAAUGGUGCAAAACUAACGAAUAGGGGUUUCAAAAGUGAAGAUAUGCAAUUCAAAAGUCCAGGUUCAACUUAG
Molecule: messenger RNA, 561 nt
Organism: Vicia faba (fava bean)
Lineage: Eukaryota; Viridiplantae; Streptophyta; Magnoliopsida; Fabales; Fabaceae
Source: the annotation of a GenBank genome assembly